UUGAAUGCUUCGUGUAGUUUCAGCUCGUUGCCACCAGAGGACCGUUCAACACGCAGCACUCAGAUCUGAGGCUCUGAACAGGCCUCAGUGUUAAAGGUGACAUUUCUUUCACAUUUCAGUUGAUCUUCUCAUCACUUUCUGAAAUCAGGGAGGGUUAAUUUUUCCAGGAAGUCACUUUGAAGGUAAACAACCACUUUUAUAUCCUCCUGCUGCCUCUUUGGAUCGUCACACCCUGGAUCAUUGCUCUCCUCUGUUUAAUAUCUUUAUUUCUGUAGAAUCUGACACCGCUUCACUCAGCUCUUUUUUCUCUUUUACUGCUCAUUAUCUUGUGUGGCACGUCUUCCUCCAGGUCACCACGGUGGAGAGGAGGUCAUGAGGCCCGGGCACCGCUUGGCGAUGCCUCGUCCUGCACAGUCGUCCUCCUGCAUCCACACACUUUAUAUAUAUCACACAAGUUGUGUCAGAUAUUCUGUCAAUGCAACUUGUAAACUGGGAUUUUGUUGUUCUGUUCUGCAACAUCUACUGCAUGUCUGUCCAUCCUGGCAUCCUCCUCCGCAAUGGAUUUAAUUUUUGAUUUUUGACGGUGUCAUGUACGUUGAGACCGUUUCAUUCCCAGAUAAAACUUAAUCCUAUAACUGCAUCAUGUGUCUUGUCUUUGAAAAUGAAGUUUAGUGAAUAUUUGGGUGAACUGAACCUUUAAGAGUGAUCGAUGCCUGUAAGUCGAUGCUGAGGGCGCAGAGCCCCGCCUGGCUGUGAUGGGCUGGAUGACAUUGCGGAAGGGUUUUUCCUGGAUCCUCACCCCUCCUCUUCACAACAACACACCGGGAGUCAGGACCAGCUUCUUCACCAGCAGGAACCCGGAGUCAACAGGCGGAUCAGAACCCAUCCGAGCCCCGGAGACGUCCCCCUCCUCCGCCGGAGCGAUGGCCCAGGCGAACAUCUCGGUGACGGAGAGCCAGUUCAGGUGUCCCGUGUGCCUGGACAUCCUGAAGGACCCGGUGUCCACCCCCUGCGGACACACCUACUGCAUGUCGUGCAUCAACAACUACUGGGACCAGGCUGAGUCGGGCCAGUUCAGCUGCCCGCAGUGCCGGGAGACGUUCAGCCCGCGGCCGGUGCUGCGCAGGAACACGGUGCUCGCCGAGGUCGUCGGCAAACUCAAGCUGAGCGAGAUGGUCACGGCUCCGGAGCUGUACCUCGGGGGCGUCGGGGACGUGCCGUGCGACUUCUGCCCGCCGGAGAGCAAGCUGAGGGCGGUCAAGUCGUGCCUGGUGUGCCUGGCGUCCUUCUGCGAGCUCCACGUCCUGCCGCACCGGGAGGUGGGCACGCUGCGGCGGCACAAGCUGGUGGCCGCGGUGGAGAGCCUGGCGGAGCGGCUGUGCGCGCAGCACCGCCUCGGACUGGAGCCCGCGGGCGGAGGCUCCGAGGCGGAGGCCGCGGUGGAGUGGAGCGGGGACUGCCUGCUGUGCGAGGCGGACCAGGAGGAGGUGCACGGUGUGGACGCGCAGAGAGCCAGGAGACAGCUUCAGCUCCAGGAGACUCAGAGGAUCAUUCAGGAGAGGACGCGAGGUGGAGAGAGAGAGCUGGAGGAGUUUCAGCAGAGCCUGGAGUCCCUGAAGGUGUCAGCGUCGGCCGUGUUGGAGGACGGUGAAGCUCUGUUUGCAGACAUGGCACUGCGCCUGGAGAAAACCAAGGCGGAGGUUCGAGCGAGGCUGGAGGCGAAGGAGCGAGCGGUGGUCGGGAGGGCCGAGCGGGACGUGGAGAUGCUGGAGAAGGACCUGGAGGAGCUGAGGAGGAGAGACGAGGAGAUCAGUCAGCUUCUGCAAACCGAGGACAACGCACACUUCUUACAGGCGGCUCCUCUGCUAUGCGUCGCUCUCACCACCGGUCGGCACUCCAGAGCCCUCAGCCUGCCCACGGAGGCCUUCAGCGGCGCAAGGAGAGCGCUGUGCCACCUCCGCAGCCGCGUGGAGGAGGUCUGCAGGGAGGAGGUGGACAAGAUCAGCAGGGCAGUCAAUGAGAACUACGUGUCAGGUGCAGAGUGUGUAAAAGGUGGUGCAGAGAACUCCAAACCGCAGCAAACACAAUCUGCAGGGCAACACGGGGCAGUGCCGGUGUCGUUCCCUCUCUCCUCUUUGUCCCUGCAGCCGGCUGAUCAGAGGAUGAGGGCGGUCUUCCUCAGGUUUUCGAGUCGUCUGUCGUUGGACCCUGAUACUGCCCACCCUACCCUGGUCCUCCUCGAGGGGCCCCAGGGUGCCCACUGCGGCGAGGAGCCCCAGUCCUACCCACCUCACCCGCAGCGCUUUGAUUCUGUAGCCCAGGUCCUGUGCAGGGAGGGCCAGUUUGGCGGUGCCAGCUACUGGGAGGUGGAGUGGAGGGGCGGGGGAUGGGUCGACAUCGGCGUCACCUACCGAGGUAUCGGACGUAAAGGUGGUGGAAAGCCCUGCCUGCUGGGGCGCAACGAGAACUCCUGGCGUCUGAGGUGCACGCAGGCCGGAUACGCUGCCUGGCAUGACAACCGUAAGACCACGGUGGCGGCACCGCCCUGCCCCAGAAUCGGCGUGUUCCUGGAGCGCCAGAAAGGAGCGCUGUCCUUCUACAGCGUGUCGGACACAGUGGUGCUCCUGCACACCUUUCGGUGCCCGUUCUCUCAGCCGCUGUACCCGGCCUUCCGUCUGGACCUGGACUCCACCCUGCUCAUCUGCCCCCAUGACGGAGGCAACGGAAACCCGACCUAACACUUCUCCCCGCUCCUCAUCCAAAGAACCCUCGUUUAAACACUGCAGGAAAGCGCUGCCCAGUCUGACACAUGAAGAGGCUGCUGGUGCAGAAACAACAACGUCAGGAAGAAUCAUUACAGUCAGGAUCACUUUUCUUUUUCCAUACAUCACUUUUUCCAUAGUCUCUCUUUGUGUGUGUGUGUGUGUGUCUCUGCUGAGAAAACCUGAUUCUCUUUUUUUCAUUUUUGUAACAUUCUCUUCUGAUCAUAAAUACCCUUUUGGAUCUCGGUCACACUGAGCUAUAAAGCAUAAAUAAAUAUAUUUUUCACAGCAUCCAUGAUGACAUGUCAUGAUAGGAAAAAUCACAGAGAAAUAAAAGUACAUUUAAAAGUAUUUAAAGGAGACGUAUUAUGAUUUUUUAUUUGUUUUCCUUCUUUCAGUGUUUCAUAUUUUCUCGUGCAUGUAAAAGAUCUUGAGAAUUGAAUAGAAGCUCCUCUCUCCCACAGAAAACAGUGCUCCUUAUACGCCUCGUCAGUAGUCACACCUUUAAUUCUGUGACUUUGUGACAUCACGCUACAUCGCGCAGUCACACAUUUGCAUAGCUUAUGCCUAGCAGCUAAUAAGAAAUGAUUGAGCACAUCUGCUCAGGCGUGCAUGAGCUGACCAAUCAGAGCGGAGUACGUAAAUGGGAGGAGUCUGAGAAAACUGAUGUGUUUAAAGCCUGUAAAACUUUUCUACAAGUAGCUAAAAAUAAAAUGACGAACUUGAGAAUGAGCAUAAUAUUUCUCCUUUAACAUGGGCAUGCUAUCGCAGUGCUGUAAUUUUUCGUAGAAACAUUAUUUUUAAUUCAGCUUUUUCCUUUUGUGACAUGUAAAAAUGUCUCCUGUGAAAAAAGAGCCUGAAUCAUCUGUUCUCUAAUAAUCAGUGAGUGGGACAAUAUCUCUCAGCCUCAGUCAGCCUCACAAAGUAUUCACUCUGAUUUGUGUUUCAUGUUGUUUUCUUCGUACUAGAAUUAUUUGUAGGUACAUUAAUGAUACAUUUUUUUAUUUUAUACAUUGUUCAGUGUCAGAGGGUGGAUGUUUAUUAUACCUUAUUGAACUUCCUACAACAACAGGCUGAACAUUUAGUACCUACAACUACUUGAAUACCCACUGCGAGAGAUUUGUUUGUAUCCAUCUCACUGCCACGUGACAUCAGAGACCUCAUGUCACCUGCAAAACUGACCUCCGCUCCAGACAUCGACUUUAUGCUUUCUGUGGUCUUCUCAAGUAGAUUCUUGGCAAGAGAGCAACGCUUAAUUCAGGUGUUGAACUACCGCAGCUCUUCAUUUUUUGAUUUCAAGUUCCUGUCAGUGGACUUUUUAUCCAUAUCAUAUCCAUUUUAUGUGACUUUAUGAAUCAUUUUCAGUAACAGUAAGGUGAAAAGUGACAUUCUAACGCUGUCAGGAAAAACCACGCGAGACUCCACAACCAUCCAGUAACAUGAUCAAUGAUUUAAGAAUAUAUUACUGUUGUUGCAACACUGGUUUAAUUGUGUUUUUCAGAGAAAUGUGCUGUGCAUGCUUCUUAAUCUCAUAUCCGAUCAUAUAUAAUCAAGUCCAGUCUUAUUAUUACCUCAUAUCCAUUCAGUCAAGGUUGAAAAGUUUGAUGGUAGCAUUACAUGGGAUAAGUAAUCCACCUGCACCGCUAACUGAGCGACCUCCUCCUCCACCUGAACGGAUGCCAUACUGUAGCCACAGGUUUUUUUUCAUGGAUUAUUUUUUCUACGCCUCAUUGGAGUUUUUUGUUUUUUGAACGGUGCUACUAUUCCAGAGGACUGUCGAUCACCUGACCGAGCACUGUGUGAGGCCUUUAAAACCAAACCGUUAGCAAGGAAUCGAGUAUUUUAAUUCCAAAGAUCACACAAGCGCAUCGAAAUCUUUUAUUUGUAAAACAUUUUUUGAAGGCUUGUUAAAAAAGUACAGUAAGAAUUUUAAUAAAAAGUUGUAACAGUUCCACAGGAGCAUUUCUUGGAAAGUUAUAUUUCUGAAUUUGCCAACCUUAUAUUAUCAAUCCAAAGUAAGAAACACUUUUUCUUUUUUUUUUAAUUUUGCCAUGAAGUGCAUUAUUCCACAAACUGUAUAUUCUUAUCUUGUAGCAUUUUGUCCACCUGUUUACUCGCUGUACUUCAAUUACCGUUAACGUGACUGUAAAACUUGUUGAAUGUAUGUAUGUUGUUGUUGUUGUUGUUGCGUUGCUUUUUCCGAGAUGAGUUCAUUCCACCUUUACUCACAAUAAACUGAUCCACUGAGGUCU
This is a messenger RNA of Acanthopagrus latus (yellowfin seabream), 5014 nucleotides long. RefSeq names its product E3 ubiquitin/ISG15 ligase TRIM25-like. The record is from RefSeq and is a predicted model, not a curated record. The coding region runs from base 756 to 2738 and encodes 660 amino acids. Lineage: Eukaryota; Metazoa; Chordata; Actinopteri; Spariformes; Sparidae. Gene Ontology annotation, molecular function: protein binding. The transcript has 9 exons.